Nematolebias whitei (Rio pearlfish) is the source of this 1889-nucleotide messenger RNA. RefSeq names its product forkhead box A3 (gene foxa3). Gene Ontology annotation, biological process: anatomical structure morphogenesis; cell differentiation; regulation of transcription by RNA polymerase II. Bases 270 to 1625 code for a protein of 451 amino acids. Gene Ontology annotation, molecular function: transcription factor binding; DNA-binding transcription factor activity, RNA polymerase II-specific; RNA polymerase II cis-regulatory region sequence-specific DNA binding. The transcript is spliced from 2 exons. NCBI's taxonomy places the organism in Eukaryota, Metazoa, Chordata, Actinopteri, Cyprinodontiformes, Rivulidae. The record is from RefSeq and is a predicted model, not a curated record.
GCGCUGCUCCCCAGUCCGGAACCAGCUGCGUCCCUUCGGCCUCGGGUGGAGAAGGAAGAAGAACACGGACCACAAAACUCCAACAAAAGUUUCAGAACCAUGGAUGAGUGAUUCAAAAGACAACCUGAGCCAGACCCCCCCCUGCAGGGCCGCUGAGUUUCCCGCCCAGCGGGAAGGAGACCGUUCAGUCUGUGUGUGGAUCGUCCCGGAGGGUCCGAGUCGGUGUGAAGUGCUGAAGGUCCGCUCCUCUCUGCAGACUCGUGUUUGGGAUGUUGAGCUCCGUGAAGAUGGAGGCGCACGAUUUACCAGAGUGGAAUAGUUUUUACAGCGAGGCCAGCGAGAUGUAUCCCUCCCCCAGUGUUAUGAACCCGGGUCUGGGCUCCAUGGGAACCAUGAGCAGCUACAUCAACCUGAACCCGGCCACGGCCUCGCCCGCCGGGAUGAACAUGGCGUACCCCAGCUCCAGCCUCAGCAACUCCCCCCUGACUUCUAUGGGCUCCGGCCCGAGUCACAUGUCCCUCUCACCUGUGACCUCGUCCCUCACCUCGGGCUCCCUGACCCAGCUGGGCCCCCCUGCUCCUGGCUCGUUGAGCUCUUUGUCCCACUACCAGAACAUGAGCCAGUCCAUGAAUCAGCUAAGCUACACCCAGACCGGGUCCCUGAGCCGGCCGGGGCCCAAGGAGAUCCCCCCGAAGCCGUAUCGCCGCUCCCUGACUCACGCCAAGCCGCCGUACUCCUACAUCUCCCUCAUCACCAUGGCGAUCCAGCAGAGCAGCAGCAAAAUGCUCACCCUGAACGAGAUCUACCAGUGGAUCAUGGAUCUGUUCCCCUACUACCGCGAGAACCAGCAGCGCUGGCAGAACUCCAUCCGCCACUCGCUCUCCUUCAACGACUGCUUCGUGAAGGUGGCCCGCUCGCCCGACAAGCCGGGCAAAGGCUCCUACUGGACGCUGCACCCGCAGUCGGGCAACAUGUUCGAGAACGGCUGCUACCUGAGGCGCCAGAAGCGCUUCAAGAUCGAGGACAAGGCCUCAAAGAAGGGCAGCAAGAACCAGGAAGGGGGCUCAGGGAAAGGGGGCCACAGCGGAGACAACCUGGGGGAGGAUCAGAGUCCUGCAGGUGCAUCUGAAGGAGCAGACUCCGCCCACUCGGAUAACUCCCAUCCGGGCUCCUCGGACGAUCAACCUCACAGAAACACCCUGGUUUCUCUAGACUGCCCUUCUCUGUCGUCCUCGCACCUCCACAGUCCCCCCUCCUCCUCCGCCCCGUCCUCCUUAUCCCUCUCAGGCACCUCCUCCUCCAACCUGCUCCACUCCCACUCUUUAAGCAGCACCUCCCACCUUCUGCCCAGCACCAUGCAGCAGCACAUGGACCUCCAGAGCGAUGCCCUCAAGUCCCUGGACCCCAACUACAACUUCAACCACCCUUUCUCCAUCACCAACCUCAUGUCCAACGAGCAGAAGAUGGACCUCAAGUCCUACCAGGACCAGGUCAUGGCCUACAACAGCUACAGCAGCUCCCCCAUGGGGGCCAAGCAGAUCUACGACAGUCCGAGCCCGGCCACCAUGGACUCAGGCGCUUAUUACCAAACGCUGUACAGCCGCUCGGUGCUCAACGCCUCCUAAUGUGGACACACAAACUCACACACUGGCAUAGAGAAACGAUAGAACGGCCUCUGACUGCGCCAGCUAGGAUUUGUGGCAGCCAUCUUGUGAGGAGCUACGUGCGUUGCUCUGUACUGUUUCCAUGUGGAAGCCACGUGCGAACUCCUCGUGUGUGCGUAACGCUGUCAUUAGUCCAAAACACAUAGAAACAUUCCUGUUUUACCCAAAGAAACACAUAUCAUACAGAUAAACAAACAAAAGACAAGAAUAUUUAGGACUCAGCCU